Aspergillus udagawae is the source of this 948-nucleotide messenger RNA. RefSeq names its product 3'-5'-exodeoxyribonuclease. The record is from RefSeq and is a predicted model, not a curated record. The coding region runs from base 1 to 948 and encodes 315 amino acids. Gene Ontology annotation, cellular component: cytosol. Gene Ontology annotation, molecular function: 3'-5'-DNA exonuclease activity. Lineage: Eukaryota; Fungi; Ascomycota; Eurotiomycetes; Eurotiales; Aspergillaceae. The transcript has 5 exons.
AUGUGUGAUUCUAACAAGCCCUUAAGAUAUGUUGAUAUUGGAAUCAACCUUGGUGACCCUGUAUUUCGAGGAGAAUAUCACGGCAGACAGGUUCAUGAGAAUGACCUUGACGAUAUCAUUCAGCGUGCCCGCGAUGUGGGGUGCACGAAGUUCAUGGUGACUGGUUCAGACCUAGUAGAAUCUCGGCAUGCUAUUCAGAUUGCUCAACGUUACCCCGGUUUCUGUUACGCAACUGUUGGUGUUCAUCCGUGUCAAGCAAAACACUUCGAUGAAUUCUCUGGCGGUCCAGAUAAGAUGCUGGAGGAGCUGAAGUCUCUGGCGCUGGAAGCAAAAGAAGCCGGGCAUGCUGUUGCAUUCGGUGAAAUCGGUCUAGAUUAUGACCGACUGUUCCUCAGCGCCAAAGAGCCUCAGCUGAAAUAUUUCGAAGCUCAACUGGAUCUUGCGGUGGAAAUACAGCUCCCGCUCUUCCUUCAUUCCAGAGCCGCCAGUGAGGAUUUUGAGAAGUUGCUAGCUCCCAGACUGGAGAAACUUCCCAAGAAAGGCUUGGUGCACAGUUUUACAGGGACGAUGGAGGAGAUGGAACGGAUGGUGGCACUGGGUUUGGACGUCGGUGUCAACGGAUGCAGCCUGAAGACGGAGGAGAAUCUGGAGGUGGUGAAAGCUAUCCCACUUGAUCGAAUCCAGAUAGAGACAGAUGGUCCAUGGUGCGAGAUCCGGCCCUCUCACGCAUCUUCUAAGUACCUGGAGGGUGCUCCCGCAUUGCCCAAGGCAGUCAAGAAGGAGAAAUGGCAGAAAGGCCUCAUGGUCAAGGGCCGCAAUGAACCCGUUGCGAUAGCCCAUGUCGCCCAUGUCAUCGCUAAACUAAAAGAUAUUACUGUGGAGGAGGUUUGCGAGGCGGCUUGGAAUAAUUCGGUAAGAAUGUUCGGACUCGGAGAGGAAGUGUCAUAA